This is a messenger RNA of Prosopis cineraria, 3358 nucleotides long. Its product is annotated as 1,4-alpha-glucan-branching enzyme 1, chloroplastic/amyloplastic-like. Gene Ontology annotation, biological process: glycogen biosynthetic process. Gene Ontology annotation, cellular component: cytoplasm. The transcript has 14 exons. NCBI's taxonomy places the organism in Eukaryota, Viridiplantae, Streptophyta, Magnoliopsida, Fabales, Fabaceae. Gene Ontology annotation, molecular function: 1,4-alpha-glucan branching enzyme activity; hydrolase activity, hydrolyzing O-glycosyl compounds; cation binding. The coding region runs from base 314 to 2860 and encodes 848 amino acids. The record is from RefSeq and is a predicted model, not a curated record.
GUGAGAAUCCUGAAACCUCACAAAUGGACUAGUAUCAUUGCUCAAAUAUAGAAGGACAUGCGUGCAUAGGUGGAUGCCAUUGUGUUUUCAGAAUUUAUAGUGAACAAAUUUUGACGGCCGUUGCUUCAUCACGUGGUAGAGGAUAUGCUUUACUUGCUUGGUUUCUAGCAAUAAUGAAGUCACAAGUUUAAUCAUAAUGGGUCCCUGAAAGUAUCAACAGUGAGAUGCUUGUGACUAUGAUUUUUCGCAUCUACAUGGAUUUUGCGCAGAUUCGAGACUUUGGGGCUGAGUUUGGAGUCUGAAGGUUGGCGAGAUGAUCGGCUGUUUGGGUCCUUAUCCCAUGGUCGCCACUGGGUCUUUAUCACCUUCCUUGAGCAAAUCCUGCAAUGAGACCUUUAGAAAUAAUAAGCAGUUUCUUGCCAAACAACAGUCAGUUUGUCUGACAUCUGUCUGCAAAAUCCGCCGAGGAUGCAGUGGAUUCUGUUUUCCGUCAAAAAGAUCAAUAUCCAAGGGGAGGUCCAGUUCCAAGAUAUCAACUGUAUUGACUGAUAACAAGUCACCAAUGUCAUCCUUUGAGGAUGACGUAGAGAAUAUUGGCAUCUUCCACAUUGAUCCGGGCCUAGAACCAUAUAAAGAUCACUUCAGAUAUAGAGUGAAGAGAUAUUUAGAUCAGAAAAGGCUUGUCGAAAAAUAUGAAGGAGGCCUUGAGGAAUUUGCAAAAGGUUAUUUGAAAUUUGGGUUUAACAGAGAAGACGAUGGCAUUGUAUACCGUGAGUGGGCACCCGCUGCUCAGGAAGCACAAUUAAUUGGGGACUUCAACGAAUGGGAUGGAUCAAACCAUAGGAUGGAAAAAAAUCAGUUUGGUGUUUGGAGUAUAAAAAUCCAUCAUUGCGAUGGGAAUCCAGCAAUACCUCAUAAUUCAAGAGUCAAAUUCCGAUUCAAACAUGGUGAUGGAGUUUGGGUUGAUCGCAUCCCUGCUUGGAUUAAGUAUGCUACUGCUGAUCCUACAAGGUUUUCUGCCCCAUAUGAUGGCAUCUAUUGGGAUCCAGCACCUUUAGAGAGGUAUCAGUUCAAAUAUUCUCGGCCACCAAAGCCCAAUGCCCCACGGAUAUAUGAGGCUCAUGUAGGAAUGAGUAGCUCCGAAUCUCGAAUAAAUUCUUACCGAGAAUUUGCAGAUGGUAUUUUGCCCCGUAUUCGGGCAAAUAACUAUAACACAGUCCAGUUGAUGGCUGUGAUGGAGCAUUCCUAUUAUGCAUCCUUUGGCUAUCAUGUUACAAAUUUUUUUGCUGUGAGCAGUAGAUCUGGAACCCCUGAAGAUCUUAAAUAUCUAAUAGAUAAGGCCCAUAGCCUAGGUUUGCAGGUUCUGAUGGAUGUUGUCCACAGUCAUGCCAGUAAUAAUGUUACUGAUGGACUCAAUGGCUUUGAUGUUGGCCAAAGUUCCCAGGAUUCUUACUUCCACAAUGGAGACAGAGGCUAUCAUAAAUUGUGGGAUAGUAGACUCUUUAACUAUGCCAAUUGGGAAGUUCUUCGUUUUCUAUUAUCUAAUUUAAGGUGGUGGAUUGAGGAGUUCAAAUUUGAUGGGUUUCGGUUUGAUGGAGUAACCUCAAUGCUGUAUCACCACCAUGGAAUCAACAUGACUUUUACAGGGAAUUACAGUGAAUAUUUUAGUGAAGCAACAGAUGUGGAUGCUGUCGUCUAUUUGAUGCUGGCUAAUUGUUUGAUCCGUAAUAUUUUACCAGAUGCAACUGUCAUAGCUGAAGAUGUUUCUGGCAUGCCUGGACUUGGUCUACCCCUGUCAGAGGGAGGUAUUGGUUUUGACUAUCGUCUGGCUAUGGCUAUCCCAGACAAGUGGAUUGACUAUCUGAAGAACAAGAAAGAUGAUGAAUGGUCUAUGAAAGACAUCUGUUGGAGUUUGACGAAUAGGAGAUACACCGAGAAGUGUGUAUCUUAUGCGGAAAGUCAUGACCAGGCCAUUGUGGGGGACAAGACUGUAGCAUUUUUCCUCAUGGAUAAAGAAAUGUAUUCUGGCAUGUCUUGCUUGACAGAUGCUUCCCCUACAAUUGAGCGAGGGAUUGCUCUUCACAAGAUGAUACACUUCUUAACCAUGGCAUUAGGUGGGGAAGGCUACCUUAAUUUCAUGGGCAAUGAGUUUGGCCAUCCGGAAUGGAUUGAUUUCCCUAGAGAAGGCAAUGGAUGGAGUUAUGAGAGGUGCCGUCGUCAGUGGAAUUUGGUGGAUACUGACCACUUGAGAUAUAAGUUCAUGAAUGCAUUUGACAGAGCUAUGAACCUACUGGAUGACAAAUUUUCAUUCCUCUCAUCACCAAAACAAAUUGUGAGCAGCACAAAUGAAGAAGACAAGGUUAUAGUCUUCGAACGAGGGGAUUUGGUAUUUGUGUUCAAUUUUCAUCCAGAGAAUACUUAUGAAAGGUAUAAAGUUGGGUGUGACUUGCCUGGGAAAUAUAGAGUUGCUCUUGAUAGUGAUGCUUGGGAAUUUGGAGGGCAUGGAAGAGUGGGGCAUGAUGUAGACCACUUUACAUCCCCAGAAGGAAUUCCAGGAGUUCCUGAAACAAAUUUCAACAAUCGUCCCAAUUCUUUCAAAGUCCUCUCCCCCUCUCGUACUUGUGUGGUAUAUUAUAGAGUGGAAGAGAGCCGAGAAGAAAACAAUAAUAGCACUUUGAUCGGAGUAGGAGAGGUAUCUGCUGCAUCAGACGUUGCCAAAAAUCUUGAAGGAUAUGUGGAAAGUGGAGUCACUAAUUUGAUUGGGGUGGAAGAGACAUUAGAUGAUGAUGCAGCAAAUGUAGUGGAGAUUAUUGAAGAAUUAGCUUCGACAGAAAGCGAGGUUGCUAAAAGAAAAACAUAAGAUGCAAACACUCCAUUCGAUGUUGCCAAAAUUCUGGAAGGAUCAGCAUAUGUAGAAAGUGAAGUCAGUGGUUUGAUUGAAGUAGAAGAGACGGUCGCUGUAGCAGAUGUUACUGAGAUUUCUGAAGACUUGUCUUCAGUAGGAAGUGAGGUUGCUUCAUGCAAAACAGAAGACGCAAGAGUAGAGAAAAGUGGUGAAGGAACAUUGCAUAGCUGAGAAUCUAUAUCCGUGGUAAAUAGCUGUGUUUAGCAGGUUUUUGGGUGGUUGAAAGGGUGUUUGAUGUAGAUUUUGGAGAAACGUUUUCCUCUCUGACACGGGUACAAGCAUUAGACAACUUUUGUUUGGAGAUAGUGUGUAUCUAAACGCGGAUGGAUGAUAAAUGGUGAAGCAAUAUCGCAUAACUAAGAAUCUCUAUAUCCAUUGUAAACUAGCAGCACUAUCUGUGCAAACAAAGGAAAGACGACAACUCAUUCGGAAAUAGAGGGUAUGUCCAGUAAA